AUGAUGAUAACACGAUCGGUGGUGACUCAAUUCGUGGAGGAGAGCAAGGAGUCUGAACCUUCCACUAAGGCUCUGAGGUGUCGAUCUGUUCGGGACGAUCGGGGGCUGCGAUGCAGGGCUCCUGCCUCGCCUGUGGCGGCGAAUCACGCGGCCAACGGUGGUGUGGAGGACGUCCUUCGUCUCACCCUUGGGCGCUACACACACUCAAUCACAUACCUGUUGGCCAGCCAUGGUGCGACAUGCUCUGCUCUACCAGACCUCAGCUCUUGUGCCCUUAGACCCUCACGGGCAGCCAGCUGGAUGCUUCCGAAGAGGUCCGCCGACGGCAAACGCUCUAUUCCUUCAGCGGCAUCACCCUACUGGCUCUUGGCUCCCGUGAACUUCCAUCAGCGUGCAGCAGGACUGCUCCGGCUCUACUCAUCGCUGAGCAAUCGCAAACCAGCACUCGUAACCAACAUUCUUCUCACUCUGCACGAAGAGCAGCUCAAGCUCCCAGCCGACGCGGAGCGCGUUCCCGAUACUGUUCAGGCCCUCCUCCGCACUGUUUUCUCCUCGUCUACGGGUCACUUCGACUCACCGCAAUCCCCAUCUCUUGCUCAACCCUGA
Molecule: messenger RNA, 606 nt
Organism: Trichosporon asahii var. asahii CBS 2479
Lineage: Eukaryota; Fungi; Basidiomycota; Tremellomycetes; Trichosporonales; Trichosporonaceae
Exons: 2
Coding region: 1-606 (201 amino acids)
Source: RefSeq, a predicted model, not a curated record